UCUGCUCCAUGUACAGGGCGAGCUGCCCGACUCUCAGCAAAGCAAACCAGGUCCCAUCUGCUGGGGAGACACAUUGUAAAUCAAUGGAACCCAGGGGAGCUUGAUUCAUGCUGGGAGACAGGGGGUGACGCUGGGGGGUUCCCUGCCGGAGAUGAUCCCUAGGAAACUUGUAGGAAGACUUGUGUCAUUGUGGUGAAUUGGUGCAGAACACAGGAAUGUGGAACUCCAUGUUCACCUUGAUGGAAGCAUCAAACCAGAAACGAUCUUACAUUUUGCAAAGAAAAGACAAAUCAAGCUCCCCGCAGACACAGUGGAAGGCCUCCUAGAGCAUGUUUCCUACAAAGAACCUCUGAGUCUAACCGAAUUCCUCCAAAAAUUCAAUCAUUACAUGCCAGCAAUAGCAGGUGACAGAGAAGCUAUAAAGAGAAUCGCCUAUGAAUUUGUGGAAAUGAAAGCCAAAGAAGGGGUGAUUUAUGUAGAAGUCAGAUACAGCCCCCAUUUCCUAGCUAACUCCAAAGUGGAACCCAUUCCAUGGGGCCAGAAAGAAGGUGACAUCACGCCUGAUGAAGUGGUUGAUCUAGUUAACCAGGGAUUACGGAAGGGAGAGAAAGCGUUCAACAUCAAAGCCAGGUCUAUUCUAUGCUGCAUGCGACACAUGCCAAAUUGGUCCUCAGAGGUGGUUGAGCUUUGCAAAAAGUACCAAAAUGACACUGUUGUUGCCAUAGACUUGGCCGGGGAUGAAUCUCUCAACUGUGAGUCGUACCCCGGGCACAGGAAGGCGUAUGAGGAAGCGGUCAAAUGUGGAAUCCAUCGAACUGUUCAUGCUGGAGAAGUGGGACCCCCCAGUGUGGUGAAGGAGGCUGUGGAGGUGCUGAAGGCUGAAAGGAUUGGACAUGGCUACCAUACUACGGAAGACCCAAAUCUAUAUAAAGAGCUUUUGGAAAAGAAUAUGCACUUUGAGGUGUGUCCGUGGUCGAGCUAUCUGACUAGCGCGUGUCACCCAGAUUUUACCAAACAUCCGGCUAUACAAUUUAGGAAAGACAAAGCCAAUUACUCACUGAACACAGACGACCCUCUGAUAUUUGGAUCUACCCUGGACGUUGAUUAUUCGAUUGCAGUGAAACACAUGGGCUUUACAGAAGAAGAGUUUAAGCGAGUGAACAUCAACUCUGCCAAAUCAAGCUUUCUACCUGACAAUGAGAAGAAAGAGCUGCUGUAUAAACUAUAUGAAGCCUAUGGCAUGAUCCUAUCCACAGGACUCUGAAAUUACAUGUCAGUAUACCAAAUGCAUUUAAAACACUCCCUGGGCAGAAGAGGCUUUUCCAAGUAUUUGGAAUACACCACAACCCAGAUACAAAGCCAACUGGGAUACAUAUUGUACCAAACCUGGCAUGGCUCUGCUAUAUUAUGGGAACAAUUCUUUGUUCUGCAUGACCAAUUUAUUUACUCAACAACAUUACUCAACAUUCUAAGUCUCUGUCUUAUAUAUUUCCCUUAUUAAUCAUAUAAAUCUCCGGUUGGGCUUCUGCACUCUAAUCCCUGAGCUCCACCUUAACCGCUACUUAUUAGAACCAAGGGAAGGAAAGUCUGGAGCCAAUGCCUGGAACAAGAAGGAAACACGCACAGCCAAGAUUAUUUCUGGGUUUUUUUGUUCAUAAAUGUUAACACCUCUAAAAUGUAUUGGACAGCCACUGGUUUCUCAUGAAUGUACCAGGAAUACAAAGAAAGAAUAUGAAGAAAAUAAAAAAAAGUCUUAAUUUUGA
This is a messenger RNA of Xenopus laevis (African clawed frog), 1763 nucleotides long. RefSeq names its product adenosine deaminase L homeolog (gene ada.L). The transcript has 11 exons. The coding region runs from base 389 to 1264 and encodes 291 amino acids. The record is from RefSeq and is a predicted model, not a curated record. Lineage: Eukaryota; Metazoa; Chordata; Amphibia; Anura; Pipidae.